AUGAGAAACGAAAAGAAGAAGAAAGCUCCCACGCUUCACUACUUCAAUGAAGACCCUCUCAUCCCUCUCAAUCGCCUCCACAUCCUCCUCUGCGCCACCGCCAUCGCCGCCCUCCUCCACCGCCAUCUCUUCUCCAUUCUCUCCUCCCCCACCCCCAUCUCCUCCUCCCUCCUUCUCCUCUCCGACGUCCUCCUCUCUUUCAUGUGGGCCGUCACUCAGUCCUUCCGCUGGCGCCCAAUCCACCGCGGCGAGCACCCCGAAACCCUCGCCCUCGCCGUCCCCGAUCCUCUCCUCCCCAACCUCGACGUCUUCAUCUGCACCGCCGAUCCCUCCAAGGAGCCGCCGAUCUGCGUCGCUAGCGCCGCCCUCUCCGCUCUCGCCUUCGACUACCCUUCCGAUAAGCUCUCCGUCUUCGUCUCCGAUGAUGGCUGCUCCGACCUCACUCUCUUCGCCUUCAUGGAGGCCGCUCGAUUCGCUCGCCAUUGGCUUCCUUUCUGCAAGGAGAUGUGCGUUCUGGAGCGCUGUCCCGAGACCUUCUUCAACUCCACCGAUGAUCCCCGCUCCGACGAGAUCAAGUUGUUGUACCAAAGAAUGAAAAAGAAGAUUGAAAGUGUGAUGGAGAAAGGUCAAGUUAGUGAUGAUCUAUUUAUCUCUGAAGAGGAUCGUGCAAUCUUCAAAAAGUGGAAAAACUUCACUCGCAGCAACCACCCUGCAGUUAUUCAGGUGUUGCUACAAAGCUCAAGAGACAUGGACAUCAUGGGUAAUCCAUUGCCAAAUCUGGUGUAUGUAUCUAGGGAGAAGAGCAGCACUUCUUUUCACCACUUCAAGGCUGGGGCUCUAAAUGCUUUGCUUCGUGUUUCUGGUGUUAUGAGUAAUGCUCCGGUUAUCCUCACAAUGGACUGUGACAUGCAUUGCAAUGAUCCCGGUGCUCCCCGAAGAGCAAUGUGCUACUUUUUGGACCCUGAACUGUCACCAAAACUGGCAUAUGUUCAGUUUCCGCAACGUUUUCCCGGGGUGAACAAAAAUGAUAUUUAUGGUGGUGAGAUCAAGAGGCUCUACCAAAUCAAUCCCCGAGGAAUGGAUGGUCUCAAAGGUCCUAACUAUGUUGGCACUGGAUGUUUUCACUCUAGACGUUCAUUUUAUGGUCCUCCAUCUUCACCACCAUCACUGCUUAAUGAUCUCAAUGAGCAGACAUCUGAUACUCCAUUGAGCUCAGAAGCAAUUCUCAGGAAAGCACAUGAAGUUGCAAGCUGCAAAUAUGAGGAUGGCACAAAAUGGGGCUCCACGAUUGGCAUGAGAUAUGGAUCAAUGUCGGAGGAUUAUCAUACCGGCUACCGGUUGCACUGUGAAGGGUGGGAGUCAGUUUUCUGUGACCCCGAAAGGCCAGCAUUCUUCUGCAAAAUUCCAAUCACCCUCAAUGACGUACUUAGCCAGAACAAGAGAUGGUGUUUGGGUGUCUUGGAGGUGUUCUUCUCUAAGCACAGCCCCAUGAUUUUUGGAGUCAGGAAAGUAUCCUUUCUUAUGGGUCUCUGCUAUUCAUAUGAUGGCUUCUGGACUAGUUGGUGCAUUCCUAUCUUAAUCUAUGGUCUUCUCCCUCAGCUAGCUCUCACCAAUCAAAUUCCUCUGUUCCCAAAGGUUUCUGAUCCAUGGUUCUACUUGUAUGCUUACCUCUUCUUGUCUGCCUAUUGCCAAGACCUCAUUGAUUUCCUUGCAUCAAAAGGGACAUUCAACAGAUGGUGGAGUGAUCAAAGAAUGUGGUUGAUCAGAGGCAUCACAUCCUAUCCGUUUGGAGCCACCCAAUUUGCACUAAAACAAAUCGGCAUCCCCGCACCAGGAUUCAAUGUGACUAGCAAAAUCAUGCCAGAUGAAGUCAGCAAAAGAUACAAAGAUGGUAUAUUCGAAUUCGGUAUCGUAUCACCUUUCUUCGUAUCACUAGGGACUGUGGCCAUUAUUAACAUGUUUUCCUUGAUCAUUGGAAUGGCAAAUGCUGUGAGAAAGGAGAGAAGCUUUGAUGAAAUGUUUGUGCAGCUCUUCUUAUCUGCAUUUGUGGUGGUGAAUUCUUGGCCAAUCUAUGAAGCAAUGUUCUUGAGAAAAGAUGGGGGUAGGAUACCAAGGAGAGUCACAGGUAUCUCAAUUCUUUUAGCAGGAAUUCUCUAUUCCAUUUCUUAUUUCUUAUUUCUUGUAUACUGAUUCUAGAAUUUAAUGCCAUUUCUUAGUGAUCGUUUAAGUGUUA
Molecule: messenger RNA, 2233 nt
Organism: Dioscorea cayenensis subsp. rotundata (Guinea yam)
Lineage: Eukaryota; Viridiplantae; Streptophyta; Magnoliopsida; Dioscoreales; Dioscoreaceae
Product: cellulose synthase-like protein G3
Exons: 6
Coding region: 1-2190 (729 amino acids)
Biological process (GO): cellulose biosynthetic process; plant-type primary cell wall biogenesis
Cellular component (GO): trans-Golgi network; plasma membrane
Molecular function (GO): cellulose synthase (UDP-forming) activity; mannan synthase activity
Source: RefSeq, a predicted model, not a curated record